Molecule: messenger RNA, 2381 nt
Organism: Ruditapes philippinarum (Manila clam)
Lineage: Eukaryota; Metazoa; Mollusca; Bivalvia; Venerida; Veneridae
Product: sodium- and chloride-dependent glycine transporter 1-like
Exons: 13
Coding region: 279-2381 (700 amino acids)
Biological process (GO): sodium ion transmembrane transport
Cellular component (GO): membrane
Source: RefSeq, a predicted model, not a curated record
CACUGACUGUGACAAGUAGGAAUAUGUACGCGUUGAACUGAUACAAAAGUGCAUAUUUUGACGUGAGAUUUUAAUAACGUUUGGUACAAUGUUCUGCACUAUCGAUGUUGUGUAUCAUGGAACAGUCAAUGUAACGAUUUAUUAAGAGGCCAACGUUGAUGGUGAUAACAUAAAAAAAUCCAAAGGUUAAAGUUACUGAAAUUUUGCACUGAAACUUUAUUGUAGUGAAUGUGUAUUCAAUGGUCAAUUUACGAUAGUGUAAAGAUAAUUAAAUCAUAAUGGACGGUAAAAGUAUAGCGUCAAAAGGAAGUAUGCAGAACGGGUUCGACAUGAUAAUUGAAGAAAGUCAGCCGAUGAGAGUUGAAGAAGAACAGAGACAAAUUGAAAACAUACUAACACACGCAAAUGAUACAAAUAUGGAUGUUAAAUUUGAAGAAGACAUAACAUUGCCAACAAAAGCUGAAACAGAAAAGCUCAAGUUCACAUCAACCUUCAGCACCUAUAUGACUUUGUUGGGAUAUACUGUAGGGAUGUCUGAUUUCUGGAGAUUUCCUUUUCUUGCUUAUAGAAAUGGCGGAGGAGCGUUUCUAAUCCCAUUCGUGGUAAUGAUAAUUUUGUGUGGGUUUCCUAUGUAUUUCUUGGAAUAUUCUUUGUCUAAGUUCUCUGGUAGAGGACCCUACAAGAUAUGGGACAUCUGUCCAGUUUUUAGAGGUAUCGGUAUAACAGUAGUUGCAGCAUUUUUUCUGUGGAUGAUUGGUACCACUGUAUUGAGAUGCUGGAUCAUUGACUUUCUUAUAAACGCUUUCCAAGAUCCACUACCCUGGACACUUUGUACUAAUAGUUGGAACACAAAGUUGUGUAAAGACACUCUCGGUGAAGGAAGCUCAAAUGCCGAUAACCAAUCACUUGACGCAAUCCCAUUAUUAAACGAUUCUGUGACGUCAAUAAUGUUUUCCAUGACGUCAUCUUUGUCCACAGACGUCAUGAACGGAAGACAGAAUUCUUCAGUGCAUGCUAUUUUGGCGAAUUCUACAGGAACGUUAAUGACGUCAGCAGAGGAAUUUUGGCAAUACCGUGUUUUGGAAUUGUCGUCUGGUAUUUCUGACCUUACACCCUUUCAGUGGCGUCACGUGAUUACUUUAGCUGUGUUACGUAUUGUUAUAGGUUUUGGUCUUGUGAAAAGUAUCAAAUCUAUAGAAAAGGUGAUAUACGUUACAGCCACAGUUCCGUUUUUCCUGACAGUUGCCAUAUUUAUCAGAUCGCUGAUGCUGCCUGGUUCAAGUCUUGGCAUAUUGCAUUUUAUCAAUCCAGAUUUUGACAAGAUUUUACAGCCAAGGGUUUGGAUUGAAGCCAUGUUGAUGGCUUUUUAUACACUGGGUUUCGGUUGGGGAGGUAAUAUAUCACUGGGCUCUCACGCACAUUUCAAAGAGAAUUGUUUAAGGACAUCGAUAAUACUUCCCCUAGUUAACCUGUUUAUGGCAGCAUUCAGUGGAUUAGUUUGUUUCUCUGUUCUUGGUAACAUGGCUCAUAGUUAUGAUGUUGAUAUCACGGAAGUUAUCAAUGCAGGCAUGUCAGUUGGUAUAGUAGCCUACAUUACGGCUUUGUCAUCACUACCGUUCACGCAGAUCUGGUCUGUCUGUUUUCUAGCAGCUAUAAUUCUAACAGGAAUUAAUUUGGUUCCUAUGGACAUGAUAAUGCAGCUGAUAGGAGAUGUUUUCCCGAGGGUACGGCGCGGAUUUCGGUUCCACGCACUUGUUGUUACAACAAUUAUUUUCUUUCUCUUUUCAUUGCCUACGUGUACUGGGGCAGGUGUUUACAUUUUCCUAUGGACGGAUUGGUACAAUGGUGCCUGGAUUGGUCCCAUAGUUGCAUUUAUUCAGCUUGUGGUCGUUGCCUGGGUGUAUGGUAUGGAUAGAUUUAGUGACGAUGUACAUAUGAUGAUAGGCAGGCCUAUACCUGGACUUCUUAGGUUCCUUACGGCAUUUAUAACACCUUUAAUUGUCCUGAUUAUAUUUUUGGUAAGUUGUGUGAAAUAUGUACCGCCGUCAUACGGGAGUUACACAUAUUCUUCAACAGCUCGAGUUAUGGGCUGGCUGAGCGUUGCUAUAGUAAUGAGCCCCAUGGUAGUUCAAGGACUUUACACAGUAAAUACAUCAAAGGAGGCUUCGUAUUGGAAGAAACUAAAGCAACAUCUCAGGCCCGUAGAAAGCUGGGGACCAUGUGAAGAAGAAUUUCAAGGACAGUUUCAUAGCAACAAAGCUAAAUAUAGAAACAGAUCAUGGAAGGAUCUUAUAUAUUACAAUAUGUUUGGCAAAUACCCGGCGCCAUGUCCAAUAUCUACGAACAAAAACCAAGAGCUGGAUUGCUUAAAUAAAUCUUGA